AUGGCCGCAAAAGCAAAGGCUGCUGCAGCAAAGAGAGCUGCUGCUGCAAAGAAACCAGCACCCGCUUCAAAUGCCAAAGCAAUCCCGCUCGUCCAACAUGACCCUACUCGUCCACCACCGCUGAACAUCAAGGACCAAGCCGUCUUCAAGCAAAUCCUCCAUCUGUAUGAGCUCAAACAAUAUUCUGCAGCACUCCAGCAUUGUGAUACCCUCCUAGAGAAAUAUCCUGGUCAUGGGGAGACGACAGCCAUGGCAGGGCUCUUAAACCACUCGAUGAACAAUAAAGCGCAGGGUUAUACUCUAGUUAAAGCGGGCAUGAAGGCCGACUUGAAGUCUCACAUAGUAUGGCACGUCUAUGGAAUCAUCACUCGAGCCGAUCGAAAUUAUGCCGAGGCGGUCAAGAGUUAUACUCAGGCUUUGCGACUCGAUCCCGAGAACCAUAACAUCCUCAGAGAUCUUGCCAUCCUCCAAAUCCAAGUUCGUCAAUACUCGGCCUACGUCGAAUCUCGCUGGAAGCUCCUAAGGUCCAAUCGACGUUCGAGAACGGCUUGGCUAUCGUUAGCAAUGGCCUAUAAACUCAAUCAUCAAACCGAAGCUGCCCUACAAGUAAUGGAUGCGAUAGAGAAAUGUGAAGUGAUCCAUGAACCUGAACAAACCUUUGAACGAUCAGAGUCGAUCUUGUUCAAAGCCUCGCUUCUCCCUCCAUCCGAUGCACUGGAAUACCUUGAGAACUCUUCAACCCUGAUCCUCGAUCGUCCCCGAUACAUGUUAACCCGGGCCCAAUAUCUCGGCGAGCUUGGUCGGCAAGAAGCUGCAGAAUGGGCCUGGUUCGAUUUACUGGAUACCAAUAGCGAAAAUCGGAUGUAUCUGGAGGGAUAUCUCUCAAACCGGUCGAAAGUCGAAAAUGAAAAUCCGGCGGACGCUCUCAAACGUUUGGCCCAACGAUAUCCAACUUCGCAAUUGAUCAAACGUUUGAUCCUGGAUCAUGCGAGUGGUGCUCAAUUCGACCAAGAACUUGAAUCUUACCUCUGUGUCAGACUCACUAAGGGCAUCCCGUCACUCUUCAACGACCUGAAACCUCUCUUAAUGGUCCCUGCCAAGUUGAAGUCAAUCAGAGCCGUUUCUGAAAAACUGCACGCACAAGUAUCCCAACAUGGUUGUUUUGAAUUGACCAAAGAUCUUGAGGCCAAAGAACCCUCAUCGACUCUGGUUUGGAUCUUGCACUUUUUGUCUCAACUCUAUGGAUCGCCUCAUUUGAAUAUGACGAAGGAAGCGAUCGAUGCAGCUCAUCAAGCGAUCGAACACACCCCAUCCCUUCCGGACCUGUAUAUCUCACUUGCCCAUGCUUACAAGCGAGCUGGCUCAUUCGAAAAGGCAGCUGAUGCUCUACGGAGCGCUCGUGGGCUAGAUGGACAAGACCGAUUUUUGAAUUCAAAGUGUGCUAAAUACGUUCUUCAAUCGAUCGGGGCACCUGGCCAAACUACCGAAAUUUGGAAUCGACUCUUGGAAGAAAGUCGACAGCUGGUUGGCCUGUUUACUCGAACAGAUGCCCCUGAUCCAGUCAGUGAUCUAGUCGAUAUGCAGGCGGCGUGGUAUGUUAUUGCUGAGGCAGAGGUUGCUUUGAGAGUAUCUGAUUGGGCAUUGGGCUUAAAAAGACUACAUCAAGUGUAUGAGAUCUUUCGUCAGUGGGAAGAAGAUCAAUACGACUUUCAUACAUAUUGUAUUCGGAAAAAUACAUUCCAGACUUACCAAGAUCUGUUGAAAUUUGAAGAUACCCUGUAUGCUGACCCAGUCUAUUACAAAGCGGUUUCCAAAGCGGUGGGGAUCUAUCUAAAACUUCACGAUCGGAUGGUCAUCGCUAGAGAAUCUCAACAAGCCCCCCAGAUUACCGAAUAUAACGUUUUGGCAACCCAGACUCAAGUCUCCUCAGAAGUCAAUCCAGAUUCUCUAACAAAUCAAAACGGUGGCCCUAAACCUGAUGAAGAGGCCACCAAGAGUAAAAAAGCUCUGAAGAAAGCGAAGAUGGCUGAGAUUAAGGCCAAAGCCCAGGCUGCGCUCGAAGCCAAGAAAGCCUCGUCAAAGAAUAAGAAUAGCGAGCAAGCCAGCACGGCUGCGGCAGACGUAAUCCCACCCAUUCCAGACGACGAUCCAACGGGAGAAAAAUUGUUGAAGACUGAGAAUCCCUUAGAGAUGGCUAAUGAAUUGCUCAGACCAAUCGAAAACGAUUUUUCGGGUUUAACAGUCAAGAAACCAGUGGAUCCGUCAAAGCGACUGAUAUGGAAAGGUGUUUCCCUACACAGGUUUCAAAUCGAACUCCGGAGAGACAAACCGCUCUUGGCACUCCGAGCACUUCUAAAAGCUCAUGAUCUCUCCGAAGACGAGCGUUCAAUCGAUCCCUCCGUGUUUGUAGCCUUGACGAAAUUGAAAGUUAAAUACUUGUCCUCCGCUCAGCUCAACGGCUCCUCCCCUGACACCGAGUCGACGACGACAACAAAUGUUCUACAGAAAGCUUUGGAAAAGAUUCAGCGAUUGGAGUUGCCUAACACCUAUCAAGCUAGAUUAGCGCGUGCCGAGGCCUUCAUCGUCCAACGUGCCUCCUCAUCAAGUCCGGCGAGCAGAACGGAAGGACCGUUCUCAAAUAAACAAAUCGAGGACGAAAUAUUCUCGCUUUUUGGCUUUCACAACGAGCAAAAUGUGAAUGAGUGGAAAACCGGUCUCCAAGGCUUAAGACUACUCGAAAGCUUUGCAAGUUCAAGAACGGAAGAAUUCAAGUCGAAGGCCCUCCAACUCUGGAAGUUUGUUGACUAUUUUCAACCCCCUACAAUUGCAGAAAAGAAUCAACAAGGUCAAGAAGACUUAGCCACUGCUAACAAUCACGCCUCGGAUCAUCCUCAUCAUUCUAACUCGACUGACCCUCACACUACUAGUAUUGAUGAUCCUACAAACCAACAAGCUCACCCGGAUGGAUCGAAAAAUGAUGCGCUUGAAGAAAUCCGAGAUUUUUAG
Molecule: messenger RNA, 3006 nt
Organism: Puccinia triticina
Lineage: Eukaryota; Fungi; Basidiomycota; Pucciniomycetes; Pucciniales; Pucciniaceae
Exons: 6
Coding region: 1-3006 (1001 amino acids)
Biological process (GO): N-terminal peptidyl-methionine acetylation
Cellular component (GO): cytoplasm; NatA complex
Molecular function (GO): protein binding; protein-N-terminal amino-acid acetyltransferase activity
Source: RefSeq, a predicted model, not a curated record